ACAACAUCUUGUCGUUAGACCUUUCUAGAGCCUUCGACACAGUAUCGCAAUGGUCCAUUCUGCGAGCUCUGAACAGGUUCGUUAUAGACGAGACAACAAAAAGGUAUAUAAUGGUCUCCUACCUAAAAUCUUAUACCAUAGUCUCUGCUGGCAACAAGGAAACAAGGAGAAUCAACAUCGAUAGAGGCGUAAAGCAGGGAGACCCCUUAUCGCCCUAUCUUUUUAACUUAGUAGUGGAUUAGUAGGGCGAACUGGAGAAUGGUGGGUCGGGCAUACCUGUCUCAGAUGACAUGAAGGAGUCAGUACUAGCGUAUGCGGAUGACCUAGUGCUAUUGGCAGAGUCUGUCAAGAGUGCCACUAAGCAGCUUAGAAAUGUUACUAAGUUCUUUGCGAAGCGAGGGAUGUCGAUUAACCCGACAAAGAGUGUUGCCAUAUCGGUUAACGUCAACUGAGGCAACAAACACUCUUACGUGGUUACUCGGCCUCUAUUCGCGGCAGAGGGUCAGUUCAUCCGCCAAUUAACACCUCAGGAUAUGUUUAAAUACCUGGGCAGGCGGUAUGGAGUCAUGGGACAGACUCGAUCCACCAUUUCCGACCUCAAAAUCCAGCUCUAUAGAAUAAACAAAUUAGGACUUCAACCGGCACAGAAACUUAACAUCGUUAAACACUUCUUGUUGCCGCGCAUACAAGAUCAAUUACAAAGCGCCAUGGUCACCAAGAAGACUUUAAAAACCGCUGAUACGAUCAUCAGAGUAUCCGUUAGAAAGUUUCUUGGUCUGAACCGAACAUGUGCGGAUGCUUAUCUGCAUACCCCUAUAAGAGGUGGCGGCCUGGGUAUAACUUGCUUAUCUCAACAAGUGCAAGCCAUAAUGAAAAGACGCUUCAAUAAUUUAAUAAAUAGUGCCACGCCAACAACGGCAGCUGUUCUUUCCCUGCCUUAUAGUAGUAAUGUAGUAAAUGUAGAAAAUUGCCGAGUAGAAAUGAUGGGUAGUAGAAGUUGAACCCAACAUUAGAUGCAUCGACGGCGCAUUAAAAAACCUGAUCUCGUGCUCCAAAUGGAUUCAAGAGCCAUACUGUGUGACAUUGCCGUCAGCUGGGAGGGAUCUAGCUCCCUUUCCCUAGCCGCUCUGAACAAGAGCGCCAUUUAUAGCGAGCCACGCUUCCCAAGUGCCAUGACAUCCCGAUACCCUGGAAACAUAUCGUCGUGGCCCCACUAGUCGGGGGAGCGCGUGGAAUCUGGUGUCGAGAUAAUAAUAUCAUUUCUAGUAUUCUAAGCAAGACAUCAGAUCUUACAUUACCAAAACUAUUAUUGGCAGCCUUUCAAUUCAUCGCUAUUUUAUGGCUCAAUCUUAAAUAGACUGAUGAAACAUCUACUCAAACUAAGAAGCCUCAAUAUGAUUUUCGCCCGAAGGUGUACUACCAUUGGAUAUAGGUAGAUUAGUAGAUGAGCAACGUAUGUCUGACUACAGAAAUAGGGAAAACCGUGUGUUAGAGAGAGAGCAGCGAGACAAUGUGUAAGACAGAGAGAGAGAGACUCCGUUUUUGCGCAUGCGUAAAGUUAUAUAUUCGUUGCGAUGAUAACAGCGGGAGCCCUGAUAUACCAGGUCGGUUAAAAGUUUUUGGGUUUUUUAAAAAUUAUAUAUUCCGUUAUUAAUGUGAUUGGAAAUUAGUUUUUUGAGGAUAGCAGAAGAGUGAAGAUCAUGUUAAUCAUUAUAUUAGCUGCAGUACUAUGUCCAGUACUAUGCGUUGUCGACCAACAUUAUGCUAUGAAGUAUUUACACCGGUUCGGGUACGCAAAUGAAAAUGAUUUGACUAAACUUGAGGAUUAUUUGUUGAGUUUUCAAAAAAGAUAUAAUAUCCCUGCAACGGGAGAAUUAGAUGAAAAUACAAUUCAACUUCUAAAUAGACCAAGAUGUAAUGUGAGUGAAGCAGCUUCCGACGAUGAUCAUUCUUUUAGAGUUAAAUCAAAAUGGUCAAAAUUUGAUUUGAAAUGGUAUUUCCCUCAGGCAACUCCAGAAUAUCUUAAAGUAACCAAAAAGGCUUUUGAAGUGUGGAAUAACAGUUCAAAGUUUAAAUUUGAAUUAAUACACAAAAUACGGCCUUAUGCUCCCGAUAUAUCUAUUACAGUUGUACGGGGAAAGCACUAUUUUCGAGCAAAUUGCCAAGGUAGAGGUGAGUGCUCCAGUACAUUUGAUGGCCCCGGAAAGGUGUUGGCACAUGCUUAUUUCCCAAAAGGCAACAGUUGUAUAGAGCUUCAUAUUGAUGCUGAUGAGAAGUGGGAUUUAAGUUUGGAUGGAUCAAGUUCAGAAGAUCAGACUAGCCUACUUAUGGUAUUAAUUCAUGAAAUUGGGCAUAUUUUAAGAAUUGCUCACAGUGUUAUUGAGACAGCAAUAAUGUAUCCAUGGUAUCAAUUCAACAUUGCUCCUAAAUUGGAUGAGGAUGAUAAAAUGGCCCUUGAAGCUCUUUAUGGACCAAUCAAUACAUAUGUAAAUAAUCCUUUCAAACCCACAUCAGCGCUGCCACCGACUACAAAGACACUUGCACAUCAACCAAAUGAAUCGGAUAAAAAUUUAUGUGUCAUAAUACCGGAGUAUAUGUUCAUUGCCAUGGCUGGUGAAUUUGAAAAUUACCAUUUAUAUAUUAUUAAUGAAAAUUCCCUAUGGAAAAUUGAUUUGAACUCGAAACUUAUUCCCUCGCAACGAGAAAUACUCGAUGAUUAUUUACCUGAAGAAGUGGGUCCCAUAAUGGAUUUAAAAAAAAUUAACGCAACGUCUCUAAUUACAGAGAGAAAACCAAUAACAAAAAUACAAGAACUACCUUUGAAUACUCUGAGGGCUAUAAAGAAGGCAAAAAUAGUCAAUUCCAAAUUCGGAGAAUCAGUUUUAUUGGAUUUAGAUACAGAAGUAGUGUUUUUACCGCAAAGAGUCACAAGUGUCUACAAACCAGUCAUUGAAGAAUUUGAAAAGGAAAAAUACGGAAUUAUAUUCAAGGGAUUAGUGGAUGUUGGAAAAAAUCAACGGCUAGCGUCAUUUGAAAUUGAGGAACUAUAG
Molecule: messenger RNA, 3050 nt
Organism: Diorhabda sublineata
Lineage: Eukaryota; Metazoa; Arthropoda; Insecta; Coleoptera; Chrysomelidae
Product: matrix metalloproteinase-2-like
Exons: 2
Coding region: 1701-3050 (449 amino acids)
Biological process (GO): extracellular matrix organization; proteolysis; collagen catabolic process
Cellular component (GO): extracellular matrix
Molecular function (GO): zinc ion binding; metalloendopeptidase activity
Source: RefSeq, a predicted model, not a curated record